Molecule: messenger RNA, 2209 nt
Organism: Ceratotherium simum simum (southern white rhinoceros)
Lineage: Eukaryota; Metazoa; Chordata; Mammalia; Perissodactyla; Rhinocerotidae
Gene: PPP1R16A
Product: protein phosphatase 1 regulatory subunit 16A
Biological process (GO): biosynthetic process
Cellular component (GO): cytoplasm
Molecular function (GO): protein binding; enzyme inhibitor activity; transaminase activity
Source: RefSeq, a predicted model, not a curated record
UUGUUAUCUGGGUAAUUAGCUUCAGACCCUGGACUGAGGCUGGCCAGGUCCCGGCUGCUUCCCGCAGGCUGUGCACCCUGACCCCAAGAGGGAGGCGAGGCCCUGCCUGUUGAGCGGCUGCGGUGCUGGGGCUCCUGAGAGGCAGGCUGCUGGUUCCAUCCCUCGCUGUCCUUUCUGCCUAGGGCCUGGUCACGGCGUGGGGCCACCUGACCCAGCCUUGCCAGGGGCAGAGGGCACCGAACCUUGGGGAGGGGAUGCCCCCGAGGGUGCCAGUCCAGCCAGCUGCCCUGCCCCUCAGGCCCGGCCUGGCCCCUGCAUUCCCCCGUCUGGUGCCCCAAGCAUCCCCCCUGGCAGGCGGCCCCCGCCAUGGCCGAGCACCUGGAGCUGCUGGCAGAGAUGCCCAUGGUGGGCAGGAUGAGCACGCAGGAGCGGCUGAAGCAUGCCCAGAAGCGACGGGCCCAGCAGGUGAAGAUGUGGGCCCAGGCUGAGAAGGAGGCCCAGGGCAAGAAGGGCCACAGGGAGCAGCUGCAGAAGGAGGCGGCCGGCGGCAGGACGCAGAAGCGGGUCCUCUUCCCUCCCAGUGUCACCCUUCUGGAGGCUGCUGCCCGAAAUGACUUGGAGGAAGUCCGCCACUUCCUUGAGAGUGGGGUCAGCCCUGACCUGGCCAACGAGGAUGGCCUGACAGCCCUGCACCAGAGCUGCAUCGAUGACUUCCGGGAGAUGGUGCAGCAGCUCCUGGAGGCUGGGGCCAAGGUCAACGCCCGUGAUAGUGAGUGCUGGACACCCCUGCAUGCUGCGGCCACCUGUGGCCACCUGCAUCUGGUGGAGCUGCUCAUUGCCCGUGGUGCUGACCUUUUGGCGGUCAACAGUGACGGGAACAUGCCCUAUGACCUGUGUGAGGAUGAGCAGACACUGGACUGCCUGGAGACGGCCAUGGCCAAUGGAGGCAUCACCCAGGACAGCAUCGAGGCGGCCCGGGCCUUGCCUGAGCUGCACAUGCUGGACAACAUCCGGAGCCUGCUGCGGACGGGGGCCGACCUCGACACGCCCCAGGACCACGGGGCCACGCUGCUACACAUCGCUGCCGCCAACGGGUUCAGCGAGGCGGCUGCCCUGCUGCUGGAACACCGGGCCAGCCUGAGCGCCAAGGACCGCGACGGCUGGCAGCCGCUGCAUGCUGCGGCCUACUGGGGCCAGGUGCACCUGGUGGAGCUGCUCGUGGCGCACGGGGCCGACCUGAACGGGAAGUCUCUGAUGGACGAGACGCCGCUUGACGUAUGCGGGGACGAGGAGGUGCGGGCCAAGCUGCUGGAGCUGAAACACAAGCACGACGCGCUCCUGCGUGCCCAGGGCCGCCAGCGCUCUCUGCUGCGCCGACGCACCUCCAGCGCGGGCAGCCGGGGGAAGGUGGUGAGGCGGGUGAGCCUGACCCAGCGCACCAGCCUGUACCGCAAGGAACAUGCCCAGGAGGCCAUCGUGUGGCAACAGCCGCCGCCCACCAGUGCAGAGCCGCUGGAGGAGGAUGAGGACGGCUUGACAGACGUGGAGCUCCGGCUGCCGCACCCCCAGCACCCCCAGGAGGAGGAUCCCGAGGUGGCCAGGCUGCACAAUGGCCGAGUGGGGGCCCCCCCUGGGCGGCACCUGUACUCCAAGAGGCUGGACCGGAGUAUCUCCUACCAGCUGAGCCCCCUGGAAAGCACUGCCCCCGACGCUCUGGCCCGGGCCAAGGCUCACCACACCCUGGCAGAGCUCAAGCGUGAGCGAGCAGCUGCUAAGCUGCAGCGUCCCCCACCCGAGGGACCUGAGGCCCCUGAGUCUGGCCUCCCUGCGGACACUGAGACCCCCCAGCCCGAGUGUGGCUCCAGGGCUGGUGAAGACCCACCCCUGCUCAAGCUCACAGCUCCCUCCGAGGAGGCCCCCAUGGAGAAGAGGCCGUGCUGCUUGCUCAUGUGAGGGGCUGGAGCUCAGGGUGGCAGGGGUCCUGCUGCCAGGCCCAGCCAGAGGCUGCCUUAGAGCCCCUGCUCUGAAGACCCCAGUGUGUGUCUUGGUGCUGCUGUGGGCAGGCAGCCAGUGUGGGACCUCCCGGCUUCCCCCAUCCAGGAUGUCAGCCUCCUUGCUCAGGGAUGGACCCGUGCAGAAGCCAUACUUGGGGGUGCCUGGCUGCAGAGACCUAGUUUAAUCCUGUGACUAUUGAUAAAGGCCUGUUCUG